UAUUUGUUCCCAGUAACAUUUCACUACUUUUACGCUGCACCACUCUCGCUCUCCUUCAUUGAACCGUACUCUGAAUUCUCCAUUGAAGCAGCUUCUGAGCUUUUAUUCUUCCAUUAAAGUAGCUUCUCAGUAAAUAUAUGGGAACUGCUGUUGACUCUCCGAACAUGGAAAAUGGCAGGAAGGUGACUGUUAUCUUUGUUUUAGGUGGACCUGGCAGUGGGAAGGGUACACAGUGCGCCAAUAUUGUUCAGAACUUUGGAUUCACUCACCUAAGUGCUGGUGAUCUUCUGCGAGCAGAAAUUAAAUCUGGUUCUGAGAAUGGAACCAUGAUCCAGAGCAUGAUCAAAGAAGGAAAGAUUGUGCCUUCAGAGGUUACAGUUAAGCUUCUCCAGCAAGCUAUGCAGGAAAGUGGAAAUGACAAAUUUCUUAUUGAUGGUUUCCCUCGCAAUGAAGAGAACCGUGAAACUUUUGAAUCUGUUACUGGUAUAGAACCAGAGUUUGUUCUUUUCUUUGAUUGUCCAGAAGAGGAGAUGGAGAAGCGUCUUUUGAGUAGAAAUCAGGGUAGGGAAGAUGAUAACCUAGAGACUAUCAAGAAGCGUUUUAAGGUUUACAUGGAGUCUAGUCUUCCAGUUGUUGUGUACUACAGUUUGAAGGACAAAGUUAGAAAGAUUGAUGCUGCUAAACAAGCUGAGGCUGUAUUUGAGGAUGUCAAAGCUAUAUUUAAUUCGAAGAUAGAAGCAGGUUGCUUCUGAGGAUUGCCUAACAUUAUCAAAUGCGAAGAUGCCAUAACUAGAGUACUGAGGUGAUUCGUUUUCAAAUUUUGCGAAUCUUCUCUAUUGAUUUUAACAUGUUUGUGUUGUUCUUCAGAAUUGAAGUGCUCAUAAUUCUUGUUGAUGCAUCUUUGAAAUGAUUCUUUUCCAAUUAAAAAUUUAUCCGGGCUUGGACUUCUGUCAGCUGGAAAUGAUUGCUAUAAGAUGGCUGCACACCUGCCCAUCACAUAUCACAAUUGCCUGGGGUGCUGUUUUAUGGGCCUUUGGUAUAACAGUAAUACAAACUACAGUUUUUUUUUUUUUUUUUUUUUUUUUUUUUUUUUUUUUUUUAGAAUAAUGUGUAUGGUUUGAAAUUUUUGUUCCAAAUACUUUUUUUUUUAUCCUUUGAAAGAAGUGAUCAAUUUUGUAGCAAAUACUCUACUUCAUGUAUGCACUCUUUUUGCUGACUUGUGGAAUUUUGGCGAUGUACUACAAGCCUUUGCUCA
Molecule: messenger RNA, 1255 nt
Organism: Chenopodium quinoa (quinoa)
Lineage: Eukaryota; Viridiplantae; Streptophyta; Magnoliopsida; Caryophyllales; Amaranthaceae
Product: UMP-CMP kinase 3-like
Exons: 9
Coding region: 138-752 (204 amino acids)
Biological process (GO): 'de novo' pyrimidine nucleobase biosynthetic process; CDP biosynthetic process; UDP biosynthetic process
Cellular component (GO): cytoplasm; nucleus
Molecular function (GO): ATP binding; UMP kinase activity
Source: RefSeq, a predicted model, not a curated record